UUUUCCUUCACCAUAGCUGCUUUUCUUAGGAAAUAUGCCUCUCUUUAUUAACCGGGACCAAAUAUUUGCCCAUCAGGUACACCUGCUGGAGCACAAACUGAGGAGCAAAGAGGAACGAAUACUGGAGCUGGAAACGGAGAAUGCUAUUCUUCAUUUAAGACUUGCAGAGUGUCUGGGGAAACUCCGUCGGGACCAGGAAGAAGACACCAAGGAUGGGACUAAAGCCCUGAACCAUCAUCAACAUGAGGGCAGCGCACAGAAGAUUACCCGGUCAGCCCUCGCCAAGCUCCUCCCUGAGGUCCAGGCUGUGAAGCAGGACCUGAGUGAAGUCUUUGCAGUGUAUUUGAGUUUUGCCACUGAGCUGGAGGAGCAGAGCAAGCAGCUGCUGGAAAAAGUAGAGCAAGCCGGCCGUUCCCUAAAUGGUCACCGUGGAGACGAGGUUGAGAACUUGCAAGCCCAGGUCGAAGCUUUGCAGCGCUCUCUGGAGGAGGAGAAGGAGAGGUGCAGGGCGGAGAGGCAGAGGAGGAAAGAACUCCAUAACACACUGGUGGAGUUGAGAGGGAACAUCAGGGUUCACUGCAGGGUACGACCAGUGCUACCCUUUGACCACGUCCAGUCCUCCACCUCUGGAUCUGGGUAG
Larimichthys crocea (large yellow croaker) is the source of this 640-nucleotide messenger RNA. RefSeq names its product kinesin-like protein KIF25. The record is from RefSeq and is a predicted model, not a curated record. Gene Ontology annotation, biological process: microtubule-based movement. The coding region runs from base 35 to 640 and encodes 201 amino acids. Gene Ontology annotation, molecular function: ATP binding; microtubule motor activity; microtubule binding. NCBI's taxonomy places the organism in Eukaryota, Metazoa, Chordata, Actinopteri, Sciaenidae. Gene Ontology annotation, cellular component: microtubule cytoskeleton. The transcript is spliced from 6 exons.